Molecule: messenger RNA, 699 nt
Organism: Cladophialophora bantiana CBS 173.52
Lineage: Eukaryota; Fungi; Ascomycota; Eurotiomycetes; Chaetothyriales; Herpotrichiellaceae
Exons: 2
Coding region: 1-699 (232 amino acids)
Source: RefSeq, a predicted model, not a curated record
AUGGGUCUGGUGAGCCUCUGCGUCUCAAGCCUGGCGUUAGCCGGUAUAGUUGCUGCCCAGAAUGCCAGCUUGACUCAAGACAAUAAAAUUUCCACAGAUGGACUCGUCUCCAAUAGCUCCAGGUUCAACACGAUUCUACCCGUGGACAAUAGAACUUACGGCCCUCCAGUAGAGGAAGUCCAUUAUUUUUACAAAUACUGGCCGAUCUGCAUCGCCGUGUCCAGCACCACUAGAAUCUUUGUCUGUUACACCCAGGGGGACUACGAAUAUACCGUUGCGGAAGUCAACAGCACGACUUCAGAGAUACCUUUCCCAUCUGCCGGUUUGAACUUGCCUUCUGAUAGACUCAACACCACUCUCGAUGGGAUCGAGUUCGGAAGUGCGAAUUCCACAGGCCUGAUCAGCAAUCUCUACCGCGGUCCCACCGCAAACUUGCUGUUACAAGACAGGCAAAGCCUACUUGUCGAACAGGCUGCUUCCAACAACGUCUCCUGGCUCGGCCACCGCGGAGGCGAGGCCAACGGCUUUAAAGGCGAUGGUCGGGGUCUGAUCUACAUGCUCAUGCCCACCCACAACGCGGUCUACUGCUAUGACCCAGCAGACCUGCAGGUUCACGGAUUCAUAAGAGUUCCUAGGAUUGUCUGGCCCGACGGCGCGACAGUCGCGGAAGAUGGUUACUUCUACGUUAUUAUCAAUUAG